AAAUAACACUAACCUGAAGAAAAUAGCGUGGAAAGAGAGUAGUAAGCAAAUCAGGAACCCUAACUUGAAGUUGGAAGAGGAAGAAGAAGAAACAAUGUCUGGUGUGAAGAGAGCACUGAGGCAGUUUACGUUCGGAAGCGGCAAGACCGCCGGCAGAAACUCGUCGGGGCGCAUAACGUCGUUUCACAGAGGCGGCGGAGCUAAGCGGCUGCAACGAACCGUCGAUCUCAAACGGAACACCACUUCUUCCCUGGGUGUCGUCGAACGGAUCGAAUACGACCCUAACCGUUCUUCCGACAUCGCACUCGUUCGCUGGGUACACGGUGUCUACCACCGCCAACGUCGCGACGCCGCCGACGCUGCCGGCUCGUCCAAGCUCCUAGCCCUCAAUCCCUCCGUCACUGACAGUAACAGCAUUCGUGGCGUGUUCGCGCUCAAUUCGAUGUUGCCGCGCGUUGGAACUUCCACUAGAGACGUUUUCCUGUCUGCGUUCUCGUCCAAGGCCAAGGGACGGGAUACGAAAUCGGAAUUGGAAUCGGUUUCUUCUCUCGGAUUGCCGCGGAUCGCGGUUGCGGCCUCGAGAGCUCCAUUCUUCGCGCCACGUGGGAAAGGGGAGGAGACGUUGGAGGUUCGGAAGUGGAGAAGGAAUAGCGACGCUUGGGCGCAUAGGAACAAGCGUAAAGUGGCGGUCUCGUGGCAAAUCAUCGCGCGUUGAGUUGAUGCUAUUUUGAAUUGUAAACCAUUUUCGUUGUUGCAUUCCUGGAGAUAUCAUUGUUGGAAUUCUAAUUAUAUAUUUUGGAUACAAUGCCCACCUUAAGUCUUAAGACGUAGUUCGUACCAAAAAGAUAAGUGCAAAAUUGAAUAUAUGGGUCAUGUUUCUAUCGUACUUGAGGAAAUAAUGGGAAAUCAAAUGCUGCUGCUACUACUACCUGCUGUUAACGUCCAGAUGCCACUGCUCUAAUAUUAGAAGUUUAUUUUGGGUGAAUAAAUUGUUGAUAAAUAUAGCCAAAUAAAGGUUCAGUUGUCUGUUGCUAGUUGAGCAAAGAAUUAAUUUCUCUUCAUCAAGUUAUUACAGCAUGUACUGAACUUUUUAAGAAGAUUAAAUGUGGUGAUAUUUUGGUAAAGAGAAUUGUUUUUUAAAGAGGAUUAGGCAGUGAUCUAACCAGCAAGGUAACCUAUUCAGGUGGUUGUGGUUUGUCUUUCUGCAAUAAUCUUAUGUUAUACGUGAUCAUGUUAUAUGUGAACAGAGAAGAAAACUU
Messenger RNA from Vigna unguiculata (cowpea), 1259 nucleotides. Its product is annotated as Nucleic acid-binding, OB-fold-like protein. The record is from RefSeq and is a predicted model, not a curated record. Gene Ontology annotation, molecular function: RNA binding; structural constituent of ribosome. NCBI's taxonomy places the organism in Eukaryota, Viridiplantae, Streptophyta, Magnoliopsida, Fabales, Fabaceae. Gene Ontology annotation, cellular component: mitochondrial large ribosomal subunit; ribosome. Gene Ontology annotation, biological process: mitochondrial translation.